AUGCCCGUGGAUGGCGACCCUGCCGCCCACGUUACGUCCUAUCAAGAAGCUGUCAGCCAUCUCGCUACCGCUGGCUUCGACAUCCCUGCUUUUGUUACUGCCGCCAUUCUCCUUUCCACUCUUCCAUCUGAGCCUGGCGACCCAGAUUCCUGGAACCAGUUCGUCGCCGGCAUCAAGAUCGACAAGACCACCACUCUCUCCACCAUCGUCAAUGCUAUCUUGGAGGAGAAGCGUCGCUGUACUGAGCCUUCUGUCGAGGGUCAGUCAGGUGAGAACGCUCUCGCUGCUAAGAUUCGGGAUGCUCGCCAUCAUCGUAGAAGUGGUCCCUCCACCAACCCCGCUGCUUGGCGGGGGGAGCCAUGGUGA
Gloeophyllum trabeum ATCC 11539 is the source of this 366-nucleotide messenger RNA. RefSeq lists its product as uncharacterized. The transcript has a single exon. Lineage: Eukaryota; Fungi; Basidiomycota; Agaricomycetes; Gloeophyllales; Gloeophyllaceae. Bases 1 to 366 code for a protein of 121 amino acids. The record is from RefSeq and is a predicted model, not a curated record.